GUUAAAGCUGUAUCAGUAUCUCUAAGCAAAAACGACGGUCACCUGCAAAACAUCUUUUCAGGACAGUGCUACAAUUUUGUUUGUGUAAAUGAUAGAAAGUGCGCCAUUCAAGAAACACGGCACCUAGUGGACAUGUUGGAAAAAUCAAAUAUUCCUCUCUUAUAUCCAGUUGUUCUUGUUUUGGUGCACAUGGAUGUUUCAGAAAAUGCUUCCUUCAGCAUUGGGAUGGAAGAACUAAGUAGGAUCAAGAAAUUUGCAAGGGAAGCGAAAAAGCAAAAUAUUUUGGUUUAUGGUCUAGUUAUCCAAUAUAAGGAUCAUUUGCUGCUUCAGGAGACAGUAAAUUCUGCUGCUGCUCUUAUCAUGGCAUUAAUAAAGGAUAGAAACCCGGAGCUGAUUGGGCAGAUCUUGGUAGCAUAA
Apaloderma vittatum (bar-tailed trogon) is the source of this 417-nucleotide messenger RNA. Its product is annotated as isoprenoid synthase domain-containing protein-like. NCBI's taxonomy places the organism in Eukaryota, Metazoa, Chordata, Aves, Trogoniformes, Trogonidae. Gene Ontology annotation, cellular component: cytosol. The transcript has 4 exons. Gene Ontology annotation, molecular function: D-ribitol-5-phosphate cytidylyltransferase activity. The annotation marks the transcript as partial. Gene Ontology annotation, biological process: protein O-linked glycosylation via mannose. The record is from RefSeq and is a predicted model, not a curated record.